Molecule: messenger RNA, 3413 nt
Organism: Phyllostomus hastatus (greater spear-nosed bat)
Lineage: Eukaryota; Metazoa; Chordata; Mammalia; Chiroptera; Phyllostomidae
Gene: RHBDD1
Product: rhomboid domain containing 1
Exons: 7
Coding region: 1110-2060 (316 amino acids)
Cellular component (GO): membrane
Molecular function (GO): serine-type endopeptidase activity
Source: RefSeq, a predicted model, not a curated record
AAAGCAGGUGCCGGCUGCCUGGGUCAGAACUGCUGUAUAACAAACCACUCCAAAACUUGGUGAAGUAAAGCACCGUUUAUUCGGCUCACUGUUCUGUGAGUGAACAAAUUCGUCUGGGCACAGCUGGACUCACUGACGCAUCUGUGGUCAGCUCCUAGACACCUGGACAGCUUUCUUCUGGGCACUGGUGGCUGGUGGCACGGUCCUUGGGGUGACGGGCCCCCACGGACCUGUCCACAGGCUUGCUUGGGAGGAUUUCCAGAGAGAGGAGAAGCCUGCAGAUCAUCUUGAGGCCUGGAUUCAGAAUUCAUGGAGAGUCCUUCCCUCUGCAUUCUGUCAGCUGGGACAGAUCACAAGGCCAGCCCAGGAUCUGGGGCGGAGGAGCAGGCUGCGGACCCUGGACCUCUUCUUCGUGGUUGAUUCCAAUUUACCCCUCGAGACCAGGGACACAUCGCCUCUGCAGGCUGGGUUGUGUCCCCGGGGCCUGGGUUCCCUCUGUCACUGUGCUUAGAAUGUCGCAUGGCUCCUGUUCAUUUGCUUCGUAGUAGAAUGUGAGCUCCUUAGAAAUGGACUGUCUUUCAAUCCAGGAUGUCGCACAAAGUAGGUAACUUUUAAAAGCUGAAGUUUUUGUGAAAAUAAAGCAUUCCCGGGGUUGAAACCUGCCAACAUGGAGUAGAAGAUAUGCCUGUUUUUUUUCAGACUCGCUUGUUGAUGUUUCGAUACCCUGGAGCAGACUCCAUCUGAAAUAUCAAAAUUGAAUAUGUCUUCGAAAAACGAAGGGGGCAAAGGAUCCCGACCAGCAUUCUGAGUAGAGAUCAUUAUUAAACAUUUAUGUACCGUCUUUCUAAAUUACAAGUUUGCUGAGAAGGAAGACAAGUCGUGUUUUCAUGGCGCGUUUGUCAGAGUAAGCAGGCCCAUCCAUGAGCCGACCCACUGGGACUUGGGAUAAAAAGAUCUCCGUUUUAGGAAGACGAAGGAAGGAACGUUACUCUGGAAGGCACCGAACGUCAGCGUCGCUGGUGGAUGAGAGGUGUGGUCCACACAAUGUUCAGCUGUCUGUCUGCCUCCCUGGAUUCCUCGUAUUCCCAUCGCUGGGUUGACGCCCAGCCAUGCAGCGGAGGUCAAGAGGACUCAAUGCUGGGCUCAUCCUGCUCCUUUCUCAAAUCUUACAAGUUGGGGUCAACAAUAUUCCACCUGUCACGCUAGCAACUUUGGCCAUCAACAUCUGGUUCUUCCUGAGUCCUCUGAAGCCACUGCUCAGCUCCUGCCUCAGCGUGGAGACGUGUUACCAGGAGAAAGACUGGCAGCGCUUACUGCUGUCCCCCCUGCACCAUGCAGACGAUUGGCACCUGUACUUCAAUAUGGUGUCCAUGCUGUGGAAAGGAAUUCAGCUGGAAAGAACACUAGGAAGCAGAUGGUUCGCCUACAUUAUCACCACCUUCUCCCUGCUCACUGGGGUGGUGUACCUGCUCUUGGAAUCUGCUCUUGCGGAAUUCCUGGAUGAACCUGUCUUCAAAACGAAUUGUGCUGUAGGUUUCUCAGGAGUUUUGUUUGCUCUGAAAGUCCUGAGCAACCAUUACUACCCCGGAGGCUUCGCCAACGUUUUGGGCUUUCCUGUUCCCAUCAGAUUCGCUUGUUGGGCAGAACUGGUGGCGAUUCAUUUCGUCUCCCCGGGGACUUCCUUCGCCGGGCAUCUGGCCGGGAUUCUCGUUGGACUCCUGUACAUUCACGGGCCGCUGAAGAAACUCAUGGAGUUGUGCGCAGGCAUUUUUUCUUCCAAUACUGGUUACCCAAGACAGCAACGCUACUUUAAUAAUUCAGGCUACUCUGGGUACCAGGAUUAUUACCCUCACGGCAGGGCAGGCUCCCGGGAAGAGGUGCCCAGGAGCUACGACGCGUACACAGCAGGCCUGAGUGAGGAGGAGCAGCUGGAGAGGGCACUGCGGGCCAGCCUCUGGGACCAAGGAAACAGCAGGAGCGCCCCGAGGUCCUACGGGUUCCACCUGUCACCCGAAGAAGAAACGAGGAGAAGACGGCUUCAGAGAUUCGACCACCAGUGAGGACGCCCGGCAUCUCGGGCCGCCGCACUCCAGGGGUGUAGUUAUCGCCCAUUUGGUGCGUCCCCCCAAACCCUGACCCACAUCUAACGGAGGCAGAGGAUGCAGUGUUCACCCCGGACUGCCCAGGUCUGCAGCUGCCAGUGUCCCCGGCUGCCUGGGGCCAGAGCCGCAGACAGGCUGCCCCGUCCUGCAACCACUGUGCUGGCUGCUGCUCCCGCCCUCGGCCUGGUUUCCUCUCACCAGCCGGGUCCCUGCCUCCAUGCAGGGACCCGUGUGCACCCUCCUUUCCCUCCCUGCCGACCCAGCGGUGGGUGCCUCCGCCUUGUUUUGUUCUGAACACGGUGACCUCCACCUCCAGUGACCUCCACCCGGAGGCUUGCCUUGACCAGCCCCAGAGGUCAGGCUCCAUGCUGCCUGGCGAGCCCCCCCGUUCGGCCUCUCGGGGAGCCGGGAGCAGACCCGGUCCUGCCGGCACACUGCCAGGUGACUUUCCAGGGACAGGAUGCGGCCGCCACAGCACCGUGUGUUCUAGUCAGUCUCCCUUGCACAGGCGCCCCAGCCCCUUGGGCCCCGGCGUCCUGGUGGCGGCGGCCGUGCGCUGGGUUCGGCCUUACGUGGCCCUGCCUUGCAGAAGUCCCGACCGGGGAAAGCCUCGGGGGGACCUCGGGGCGGGGACCACGCUCCCCUGGGUGCCCGGUGGCUCCAGCACCCCGGGCAGCCUCUCCAGCGGCCGUCGGUGCUCCCGGGACGGGACUUACGUGUCCCCCGGCAGCAAAGGGGCCGCACGCAGAACACGGCCAGGGUGCUCAGCGGGUGUGUUCGCUGAGAAGUCGCUCUUGAGGACACUUUUGCCUCACAAAAGUGCCUCUUCCCCCCCCCGUCAUGCUGUGUGAGCCACCCGUGGGCCCGGGCGCCCCAGGCCCUCCCUGGCGCCGGCGGCACGGUCCGUCCAGGUCUCCAAGUGUCCCCUGGUGCUCACGUUUCUAGGGCAAAAGCACACGCACCUGCCACUGCUGUCUUAGUCUCUGAGAUAUUUAUUUUUAGAGAGUUAGAAACAGAAAAGUAUCCUCCUAUUUCAACUCAUCUAGCAUCUAUGCAGAGUUUUCUGAUUAUGAAAGUGUUAUAAUAUACAGGACCCUGGUAUAUGCACAGAGCAAACAUAUGAUGGGAGAAAAUAAGCCAUAUGUCAGGCGAGGUUAUUUUGGGGAGUGGAGUACGUAGGAUUUUGCUUUCUGUUUUUUUUUUUACAAUUUUUUAUUGCACUCCUUCAAAAACGUGUGUACGUGUAUAUGUAUUACUUUUGCAACAGGAUAACUGAUUUAUAUGAUAAUAAAUCAAGAAACAUAUAAUCAG